AUGCAAAUUUCCCCUUCUUUACUGCCAAUUUAUUGCAAUUUUGUUUCAGACAUAGACGAAUGUAACACAGAUUUUAAAAACUGUCACCAGAAAGCUCUGUGCCAUAAUACCCAAGGAUCAUUCACUUGUUCCUGUAAGCCAGGGUACGAAGGAGAUGGAUACAAUUGUACAGGUAAAAUUCUUUGGCUCUCUUAAAAUGCAUUUAAAACUUUUCGCCUUAGUUUGAGAGGUGACUGAUGUCAUGUUCUGAAAUCACUGCGAGAAAGGAAAUGUGUUUUAACCGUAAAGUAUAUAGUUAUAUUAUACUGGUGGCUAUAUUAACUAACUGUUUGUUCAGGUAGAAUAAAUUUAACAUUUACUAAAAUUAUCACUCAGACGAUGACGAAUGCCUGAACAACUCUCACAAUUGUAGUGAAAAGGCCACCUGCACCAACAUCGAAGGGUCCUUCAACUGUAGUUGCGAACCAGGGUACAUUGGAAAUGGUCACAACUGUUCAGGUUGGUUCUUGAAAUUCCUGUCUCGCUUUCUGUUAGUUUUGAUACUACUAUUUUAGUAAAAAAAAAAAGUAAAUGUUCAGCGAUGUACUACUUUAAUUAAUGCAGCAAAUUAUAGAAAAUUGUCACUCGCUCUUUUUAAAAUAAUUAUAGUUACGUAUUUAAUUAUUAUUUACUUACUUAUUCAUACCUAACAUCUCUGAGUCGUCACGUAUUGUGGAUAAAGUCCAGAGCUCAUCUCUAAAUAUUUGCGACAUCAUGUAAAUGCACCCUCGGCUAACUCUUAAACAACGCGGAAAAACAAGAGGGAGUAACUUUAACCCGCUUCUCUGUACUGCGACAGGAGUAAGAUAUUAAGAUGGUUGACCGAGAUAAACAGUAUGCAUUGAUACAUGAUCAUACUACUUCUUUAAUUUGAAAAAGAGAGAUCCGGAACAGAUUUGUCUUUGUCGAGUCUUGGAGGGUGGCGUAGUGAGCGAAAAAAUUCUGAAGUCAUUGUCAGUCACCCAACAAACAGUAGUUACACUUUUACAAAAACCUAUCGCCCAAUUUUACUCUGGACAGAAAUGUUAUGGCUCAUAAUGCGACCAAUAUUCCUGCCAAGUCAGUAAAACAGAUAUUUUGAGAAAGGGAAUGUGUUUUAACCGUAAACUACGGUUAAAACACUUUCCCUUUCCUAACAUAUCUGUUUUACUGACAGACUGGUCACUAUAUUGUCUACCUGUUUGUUCAGUCAGAAUAAAUUUAACAUUUACUAAAAUUAUCACUCAGACGCAGACGAAUGCCUGCACAACUCUCACAAUUGUAGUGAAAAUGCCACCUGUACCAACACCGAAGGAUUCUUCAACUGUAGUUGCAGACCAGGGUACAUUGGAAAUGGCCACAACUGUUCAGGUUGGUUCAGUCUUGGAAUUGUUGUCUCGCUUUCCGUUAGUUUUUAGACUUCUGGUUUAGUCCAAAAAGGGUUAAUGUUCAGUAAUGAGUAAUAUUAUACAUUGAAGUAAAUUAUAUGAAAUUGUUACUCGCUCUUUUUAUAAUACUUUCAUUUAUUUAUUCAUUUUUUAUUUACUUACUUCUUCAAAUCUAACAUCACAUCUCGGUCGUCACGACUAUUGUCGGGAUAACGUCAGAGCUCUGAUCUCUAAAUAUUUGCAUCAUCAUGUAAAAUACAUCCUCGGAUAACUCUUAAGGAGUAACUAUUAACCCCCUUUUCUGUACUACGAUGGGAAUAAUAAGAUAAGAUGAUUGACCGAGAUAAACACCAUCCAUUAAUGAUCGACUAAUUCUUUAAAAGGAAAAAAAGAGAUCCGGAAGAGCCUUUUUCAAGUCUUAGAAGAUGGCUUAGUAGGUGAAAAAAUUCUGAAAUCAUUCUCAGUCAUACAACUUACACGUCUUCAAACAGCUCUUGCACAAUUUUACUUUGGAUAGAAAUAUUAUGGUUCACAAACCGACCAAUAUUCGAUUCCUGCCAAGUCAGGUUGUGGAUAAAUGCAGAAGCUCUUCUUGACGGUGACACCGCAUCAGUUCAAAUUAACUAUUACCACAGUUCACGAAAUUACUAAUACGAGAGAAAAUUGUAUGUGUAGAAUUUGUAAGACCAGCGCUUAAUCACGGGAUCAUUCGAAAUGCAGAUGCAUGCAUGUACAAGUGUAGCUCUGCCCCAAAACAAAAACUAACAAUAUACAAAACUGGCAGUGCUCGAACUGAUGCAUGAGACGCAUAUCAGGGAAUAAUGUACUUACUUUGGAAAAUGCCAGUGAUCUCUUAAAGACACUACCGCGAUGUCCAAUAGUCUUUGAACUACCCUAAAAAAGAUUGGUAUUAAUCUAGUACCCAUCCGUCCGUCAAACCCUUAAUAUACAUCCUUCGGUCCACGAUUAUACCAUAAAAAAAAUGUAAUUUUGACUCUACUACACAACAUCAAGAGACAAAACGUAAAGCAAAAUAAGUUUAUUUUGGGACGGCUUGGCGAGAACCAACCCUACAAAGUACUUAAUAUGUAAAUACAAUAAUAGGUGAUUACUAGUGAAUACCUAAUGUACAACACUCGUAAACUAGCUUUCACAAACGAAAAAACUCGUGCAACAAAUGGUCGCUCUUGACCUGAAUCCCCCAAUCAAGCACGCAGGCUUAGUGCCAGUAAGCCUGAGGAAACUUAUUAAUAAAACCCUGACAACGGAUAACUGGCACACGGAACACGGUAGGUAAAUAAGCAGGCAGGCUUAGUGCCAGUUAGGCGGCCAGUUAGGCUGAGAGAACUUAAUAAAACUCUGAUCAACGGAUAAUUGGGACCGGGAACACUUCAGGAGCACAGAGGCUGAGUGCCAGGCGGAAUUAUCUAUGACUUCACUAAUGUACCCAACAAGGCACGUAGCCCAAUAACCAGUAAGGCUGCCAGAAAAGGCUAGGGCAGGAAACAAAUGGAUAACGACUUUAGCUAGGGGUCUGUAACAUUGCGUGCAAUCUAACUGCGUCAAACGAGACUUAAGUCGCCUCCUAAAGAGCGAUUUCGGGAUAGCUGACCUAAGGAUCCUAAGCAUACGUAUAAACUUAAUCUAUCAAAUAAAGGAGCAGGUGCAAAACUGGGAUAACUGUACCAGUACAUAAAAUAAGAAACGGGAAAAAAGCUGAAAUCUCGCAGGGCUCUCGCAUACAAACUGAAGUAAAUGCCGUCAGACGGAGGCCAGAAAAAAAAAACUGCCCAAAAAAACCCAGAAGGCAAAAAAUGCGGGCAGGAAAUCUGGGUAGGAACCAAGGCUCAAGCUCAAAGCCAUUCCUAUGGGACUUUACAAUGUAAUCGAAAAUAUGUUACUUCUAAAAAUUAAAUAGAAUAAAAAUUUAAGAAAAACCAAAGAGAGGUUGGUUCGUAAGCCUAGAUGACGUACACAUGAUAUACGCAGCCUUAUAUACCCCCAAUAUGGCUACCUAUAUUAUGGUGCACCUGACCUAUUACCCAGGCGCUGUUGUAUCUCGUGCCGUCAAAAUAUUUAUUUCUGCCUUCUUCGCAGGCUCAUUUGUCAGAAAUAACAUUUCAGUUUUACCUCGCGUUUUAGCAAAGAGGACACCUAAACGAACCAGUAAAAGAAAGCUAAAGAAGAUAUGUACCUUAGCAGAGCCGUGCUAUUACUCACUUGCAGCUACUUUCGCAUUCUCGCUCAUUUCGGAAUUGUCGCGUGGCUUUGCUGCUAUGCCUACUUGCUAUGGAGUUAAUGGUCUUUUUUGUUUGUUUUGAAUGGUUUUGUUUUUAAUGUUAUCUUCCGCUUUCAUUUUGUUCUUUAUCAUUCUAAUAUUCACGCAUGCGCGUUUUUUUUAAAGAAAGAUUAGUCAUCCAUCCACCAUCCAUAUUCAUUGGUCAUCCAUUCACUAUACCACCUAUCUACCUUUGUAUCUAAUCUACCUGCAGGACAUGAGUAAAAUGAGGCUGUGCCUAGGUAUGCAGUUAUAAGGGUAGAUUCCCUGACCGUGAUAUUUUCUCAUCCAAAAUAACCUUUUUGUAUCGUGUAUGUGUUUCAAUUUUCAGAAUUUUCAAUAAACUCAACAAUAUUACAUGGAAAUCAGUAUUAUAUCCGACAUCUUCAUCGUUUUCUUGCUAGCGCUCCUGGGGUUGGGGAGGAUUCUUCCUGGUUUCUUUGCUACAAUACCACCUCACAUGGUUGGAAAGCCAAGACCUUCCAUGAUAGCUGUAACGGUAAAAGAAAUACUGUGACCAUCAUACAGGAAGGUCAAUAA
Messenger RNA from Porites evermanni, 4224 nucleotides. The record is from the annotation of a GenBank genome assembly. Lineage: Eukaryota; Metazoa; Cnidaria; Anthozoa; Scleractinia; Poritidae.